Penicillium manginii is the source of this 1122-nucleotide messenger RNA. RefSeq names its product DNA-3-methyladenine glycosylase II (gene alkA). Gene Ontology annotation, cellular component: nucleus; protein-DNA complex. Gene Ontology annotation, molecular function: alkylated DNA binding; DNA-3-methyladenine glycosylase activity; DNA-7-methylguanine glycosylase activity. The coding region runs from base 1 to 1122 and encodes 373 amino acids. The record is from RefSeq and is a predicted model, not a curated record. The transcript is spliced from 4 exons. Lineage: Eukaryota; Fungi; Ascomycota; Eurotiomycetes; Eurotiales; Aspergillaceae. Gene Ontology annotation, biological process: base-excision repair, AP site formation; base-excision repair; DNA alkylation repair.
AUGUCGCUCAGACGAUCAGCCCGACUGGGCGCCAUCCCAUCACUGACAGCUCCAAUGUCAAGCGCUGCACCUGCACCUGCACUCAAAGUGACAAGAGUACAGCACAACAACAGCAUCACCAAGCCACGCAAACCUACAAUCAAAAAGGCCACUACAAAGACGCCCAAGAGCAAACACACAACACCCCCACUUCCAACAACCUCUACCACUACUGCAACAAGCUCAUCAUACUGGGACUCAACCCCAACAUCCGCAACAACCAGACCCUCCACACCACCCCCAUUAAACCGUCCCGUCGACCCGCACCGAACAAACGCAACCCUCCUAACUCCCCACGGCUCCUCGAUAAACGCCUACCCAACAACCCUCGCCGAAGCCUCGCCCUCGAAAACAGGCCUACCCCACCCAACCGCAACAACAGGAACCCUUCUAGACCAAGGCCUCGCUCACCUCAUCGCCACAGACCCGCGCCUUAAACCCGUCAUCGAAGCACACCCCUACCCCUUCAAUAGUCUUACCAGCAGCAUCAUCGGCCAACAAGUCUCCGGUGCAGCGGCAAAGUCCAUCCGAAACAAAUUCGUCGCAUUGUUCAAUCUACCGGGAACUGCCGCCGCGAGUGCAGAUGCAAGCGCAGGAGUAGAAGAAGGCGGACUUGCACAUUCGCGAUUCCCAACGCCUGAUAUUGUCGCGCGGUGCGAUAUUCCUACGUUACGGACGGCGGGACUGAGUCAGCGCAAGGCGGAGUAUAUACAGGGGUUGGCGGAGAAGUUUGCUAGCGGGGAACUUAGUGCGAGGGGUUUGGCGACGGCAUCGGAUGAGGAGCUUGUUGAGAUGUUGACGGCUGUUCGGGGGUUGGGGAGGUGGUCUGUUGAGAUGUUUGCUUGUUUUGCGUUGAAGAGGAUUGAUGUUUUUUCGACGGGGGAUUUGGGGGUUCAACGUGGCUGUGCUGCUUUUGUUGGGAGGGAUGUUGGUAAGUUGAAGGGUAAGGGUGGUGGUAAGUUUAAGUAUAUGUCGGAAAAGGAUAUGCUAGAAUUGGCUGCCAAGUUUGCGCCGUAUAGGAGUCUUUUCAUGUGGUAUAUGUGGCGGAUUGAGAAUGUUGAUGUUGCUGUUCUUACAGGUUGA